AUGGAGAUCAAACUUGCUAGUCAUGAGCAUCCAAUGGGUUAUCUUUGGUUUCAUGAGAGCGAUUACAAGAAUUGUGAUAAAUGCAGAGAGGAAAUUCGUGGAGCUGCCUAUCCAUGUGUAAGGUGCCAAGUUUGGUUGCACGAAUUAUGCGCCAAAGCUCUGCAACAUCUACCUCGAGAGAUUACACAUCCUCUCCACUCUCACCACCAUCUUGUACUAGAUUGGUCUGGUCAUGACGAAGAAUUUACCUGCGACUUGUGUCUAAAAGUUUCUUCUGGCACCAGCUAUGGCUGCUGUCGGUGCGAUAUCGAGGUCGAUCUAGCAUGCGCCUUUGCAGGUGGUGGUGAUCAUCAGACGAGACAGAGAUCUGAGGAUCACGAGGGGAUUCAACACUACUGUCACCGCCACCAGCUGAUCCUGUACAAAUUUAGCAGUGCCGGUGAAACUGAUUAUAAUUGUGGUUGGUGUGACAAGCCUUUAACCAACAUUGUCUAUGGUUGUAAAGGAUGCAGUUUCUUCCUCCAUGAAUUCUGUGCUGACGAGAUCCCGAAAACCUUGAAGCAUCCAUUCCAUCCAUCACAUCUCCUCUUCGCUUGGGUUUUCAUCACGACUUGA
Molecule: messenger RNA, 615 nt
Organism: Hibiscus syriacus
Lineage: Eukaryota; Viridiplantae; Streptophyta; Magnoliopsida; Malvales; Malvaceae
Exons: 1
Coding region: 1-615 (204 amino acids)
Source: RefSeq, a predicted model, not a curated record